AUGUUUGGUGUACCUGGAACAGGGGCUUCAGUGGAAACAGUGGGAGAGGAGGAUAAGGCUGCACAAGGAGGUUGGGACCAGAUCUUUGAAAGGCCUUAUAAGGGCCUUCAACUCACAGGCAACAAGAAACCAUUAAAGGAUUUUGAGCAGAAGUGUGACAUGAUCAGAUGUGUGUCAAGGGAAUUCUCUGGCAGUCUAGUGGUUAGGACUCUGAGCUUUCACUACGGUGGGAAAGGUGAGUGGUUCAGUCAAAGGGGAAAAAAAAAAAAAGAUAGGUAUCAGAUCCAACAUGGUCAGUUACGAAAGAAGACAUGGAAACAGAAAAUCUAG
Molecule: messenger RNA, 330 nt
Organism: Rangifer tarandus platyrhynchus (Svalbard reindeer)
Lineage: Eukaryota; Metazoa; Chordata; Mammalia; Artiodactyla; Cervidae
Source: the annotation of a GenBank genome assembly